Messenger RNA from Myripristis murdjan (pinecone soldierfish), 2772 nucleotides. RefSeq names its product RNA-binding protein 4B-like. Gene Ontology annotation, cellular component: nucleus. Lineage: Eukaryota; Metazoa; Chordata; Actinopteri; Holocentriformes; Holocentridae. The transcript is spliced from 4 exons. Gene Ontology annotation, molecular function: mRNA binding. The record is from RefSeq and is a predicted model, not a curated record. Bases 101 to 1138 code for a protein of 345 amino acids.
CCGGAAAUGACGUAAAGACAAUAACGGAAGUAAUCAGGAGUGAAUCCCCUCGAUUCGCCAUUGUUCCUUCUGUAGGCGAGCGGAGGAAAGAUCCAUUAAAAUGGUGAAAAUUUUCGUGGGGAAUCUGCCCCGAGAGGCAGACCAGGAUGAAAUCCAGUCACUCUUCACUCAGUAUGGCACCGUCACAGAAUGCUCCAUCAUCAAGAACUUCGCCUUCGUCCACAUGGACGACCGGAAAGCUGCCACGAAAGCCAUCAAGAGUCUGCAUCUCUACAAGCUUCACGGCACACCAAUCAACGUUGAGGCCAGCCAUGGGAAGAAUCAGGGUUCAGUCAAACUGCAUGUGGCUAAUGUAGAAAAAGGCGCCGAUGAUGAACUCCGUGCUCUGUUUGAAGAGUAUGGCACGGUCACAGAAUGUGCUGUUGUCAAGAAUUUUGCUUUUGUACACAUGUCUAAUUCUGAUGAAGCCAUGGAUGCCAUCAAGGGACUGGACAACACUGAAUUCCAAGGCAAACGCAUCCAUGUCCAGAUCUCAAAGAGCCGCCCCAGACAUGAGGAGCGUGAAGACUACCCACCUCUACCUCCAGACAGGGGGGGUUACUGGCCCCCACGAUACCCCGGGGAGAGGCACGAGCCUCCCCCACCCAACUACCUGAGAGGCCGCCUUAGCCACAUACCCCCAGGUUACCCCGCCCCUCCUCUGCCACCCCCUCCCCCUCGACGAGCUGUUUACCCAGACCGCCCCUACGAGGGGGAGAGGGACGGCUACGGAGUGGUAGAUUACUAUGAGAAAUACAGAGCCCGUCCGUAUGGCCUGGCCUCCUACGAGGACAGACGGGCCGGCGCCCCUCCUCCCCCUCCCCCCUCGGCCGUCGUGCGAGAGCGUCUCAUGCCCUCGUCGCUCGACCCUUACGAGCGUCGGCCCCUCCCCCCUCCUCCGUCCUCGUACUACGCCCGUGACCGUAGCCCCCUCAGGAGAGCGCCUCCUCCGCCGAUGGCCCCCGCCAGUAACGGCUACUCCUACGAGCGCUCACGUCUCUCCCCCGUUUCCAGGGUCCCUGCAUACGGAGUUCCUCGCGCCAGGGACCCCUACACGGAACGGUUGCAACCGCCACCGUCUGCACGCUACGGUUAUUAAGCGAGGCUCCGGCGUGUGAAAUCAAGGUUUUAACUAUCCGACAGGAUCGUCGUCCGACUGCGUCGCCGCACGCCGUCUUCUGAUGCACGUGACACUAUCCUCUCCCUGUCUGGCUGAGCGCGUUACGUUCCCCUGCAACGCUCACAGGAGGAACUGUAUUGCCGACGUCCCCCGUCUAUGUUGUUUUUUUAAACUUUUGGGACACUUUUUAAACUCGUAUUGUUUUGCCCUGUUUUAUUUUGUCAUUGUGCUGUAGUUACUUUAACUCUCAAAGGCUUAGUUAGGCGUGCUUUUUUUAACUUGACGUUCUAAUAAUUAGUGUAAUGAUAUAGUGUGUGACAUAGGAACCUGAAUCCUUCAGUGCCACUUAGAUGCGAUGUUUGUGACUGUAGAUUGAAUUGCACUGACUCAUGUUAAUGUUGGUAUGAACUCAAAAAUGCACGUUAGUUCCAUCAUCUUUACGCCUUCCCAAUUAAGGCCAUGAAAACCAGCGUUUGGCGGUAUUGUGAACAUUUAAACUGCUACGACUUAAAAGCAAAACUUAAUAAACUUGGAAAGUGACUGUUCGUAGUUUAGUUACCAUAAAGCGUUCAUAUGUACCUGUCCAUUGUGGAAGCUGUUUUCAAUAAAGAUCUGACUUGCAGUGAUGCUAAUGAUAAUAUUAGAUAUGCUCAAAAUCAUAGCCUUCGUUAACAGCUCACCAGAGUGACUUCCUCUUAAAUCCAGCCGUACACUUUGACUGGACUAUGAAUAGGCAACCUGCCUCAAAAUUGAAUUAAUCGUUAAUUCAUCCUCAAGUGGAGAAUAAUAUAUUUGUCGCUACGUUGAUUCAUUCAAUAUUUCUUAAUGUCUGGAAUGCCCCAGUCUUUAUCUCUUACCAUGUGAAAGAUUCCCCAUGUCACAGCUCAGGUGGGUUGGGGUUAAUGUUUAAUACAUUACCUCCAUAAGCCACCAGGUGGGAUUUCAUAGAGUUGAAACUAGUUUACACUGAAAGCAUCUAUGGAGAAAUGACACCUAAGGCUGCUAGAGGCUGUCAGAGUCAACAGGUAAGUCAAGGGGAUGAAGGGCUUUUGGAUGGUGAGAGUGGUAUAUGCAUGUCCUCAUAGUUUCUAUAGUUUGUUAUCUGGAUAUUGUAAGAUACAGGGUUCUUACACAGCUCUGUGAAAAGUCCAAAAAAAGAUUUUGAUCAUUUCUACAACUCAAAAUGUGUGGAGGUGUUGCUUAGUCCCCAUACACAAACCUCCCUUUUCUAUAGUUGUAAACCUGACAUUUCUUACAGUAUUUGUAGGGGAAUAAAAAUCCUCAGUUACAGAUAUGGCCUGAGCAGGUUGGUAACCACACUGCCCAGGCUGUCAGAAAAAAAAGCUGUGGGAUUUUGAAGUGGAGCCCUGACGUUAGCUGUUUUAGGUUGGACAAGAGGUAAGAUCAUGACAAUGGUGGGCCAAAGGAACAGACUUGACAAGGAAGUUUUUGUAGUGCAUAUGAUGUUCCAAAAUUGCUAUAUUUGUUUUUUCUCCUCAAAUUGACGAUCAGUGUUAAUGGGCAUGUGAGAAAUAUCUGCAGUAGCCUGCUUAUAAACACUUGUAUCCUACAACUAGUAAUUGUGACCUGAAUAAAUGCAUUAUUUAAAACAA